Molecule: messenger RNA, 372 nt
Organism: Strongylus vulgaris
Lineage: Eukaryota; Metazoa; Nematoda; Chromadorea; Rhabditida; Strongylidae
Source: the annotation of a GenBank genome assembly
AUGCACUUCAUCUUCUGUAACUCUAAGCUGUCUAUUACUGGUCACCACACCGCCGCUCGUUUUGGCACUAUGCAUUUGAUAGCAGCGAAUCUAUGGACAUGGAUAAGAUAUGUCCUCAUGGAGGAAGGCGUCAUGGAGAGAGAAGUAAGGGAGGUAUUUCAUGCGAUUAAUAAUCGCACCGAACCUGCAAUCGAUGAGGAAUUGGUGGAUGCGUUUGGACAUCGGGAAGUCGAAUUCGUUAAAGGAUGCCGUGCUGCUGAAUGCAUCCUCGGUAGUCUCUCUGAAGUGAUGUUCACAGCGAUUGUGGAAUACUCAUUAAUAGCCGCUGCAGUGAUGUACAUUGUUUGGCGAAACAUUGGAAAAGCAGGACAU